Molecule: messenger RNA, 1113 nt
Organism: Saccharomyces paradoxus
Lineage: Eukaryota; Fungi; Ascomycota; Saccharomycetes; Saccharomycetales; Saccharomycetaceae
Gene: ARO4
Product: 3-deoxy-7-phosphoheptulonate synthase ARO4
Exons: 1
Coding region: 1-1113 (370 amino acids)
Biological process (GO): aromatic amino acid biosynthetic process
Cellular component (GO): cytoplasm
Molecular function (GO): 3-deoxy-7-phosphoheptulonate synthase activity
Source: RefSeq, a predicted model, not a curated record
AUGAGUGAAUCUCCAAUGUUCGCUGCUAAUGGCAUGCCAAAGGUAAAUUCAGGUGCUGAAGAAGAUGUCAGAAUUUUGGGUUACGAUCCUUUAGCUUCUCCAGCUCUCCUUCAAGUGCAAAUCCCAGCCACACCAACUUCUUUGGAAACUGCUAAGAGAGGUAGAAGGGAAGCUAUAGAUAUUAUUUCCGGUAAAGACGACAGAGUUCUUGUCAUUGUCGGUCCUUGCUCCAUUCACGAUCUAGAUGCUGCUCAAGAAUAUGCUUUGAGAUUAAAGAAAUUGUCUGAUGAAUUGAAGGGUGAUUUAUCCAUCAUUAUGAGAGCAUACUUGGAAAAGCCAAGAACAACUGUCGGCUGGAAAGGUCUAAUUAAUGACCCUGAUGUUAACAACACUUUCAACAUCAACAAGGGUUUGCAAUCCGCUAGACAAUUGUUUGUCAACUUGACUAAUAUCGGUUUGCCAAUUGGUUCUGAAAUGCUGGAUACCAUUUCUCCUCAAUACUUGGCUGAUUUGGUCUCCUUCGGUGCUAUUGGUGCCAGAACCACCGAAUCUCAGUUGCAUAGAGAAUUGGCCUCCGGUUUGUCCUUCCCAGUUGGUUUCAAGAACGGUACCGAUGGUACUUUAAAUGUUGCCGUGGAUGCUUGCCAAGCCGCUUCUCAUUCUCAUCAUUUCAUGGGUGUUACUAAGCAUGGUGUUGCUGCUAUCACCACUACUAAGGGUAACGAACACUGUUUCGUCAUCUUAAGAGGUGGUAAAAAAGGUACCAACUACGAUGCUAAAUCCGUUGCCGAAGCUAAGGCUCAAUUACCUGCCGGUUCUAACGGUCUAAUGGUUGACUACUCCCACGGUAACUCCAAUAAGGAUUUCAGAAACCAACCAAAGGUUAAUGACGUCGUCUGUGAGCAAAUAGCUAACGGUGAAAACGCCAUCACUGGUGUCAUGAUUGAAUCCAACAUCAACGAAGGUAACCAAGGCAUUCCAGCUGAAGGUAAGGCCGGCUUGAAAUACGGUGUUUCUAUCACUGAUGCCUGUAUAAGUUGGGAAACUACUGAAGACGUCUUGAGAAAGUUGGCUGCUGCUGUCAGACAAAGAAGAGAAGUUAACAAGAAAUAG